This is a messenger RNA of Rotaria sp. Silwood1, 1157 nucleotides long. The record is from the annotation of a GenBank genome assembly. Lineage: Eukaryota; Metazoa; Rotifera; Eurotatoria; Philodinida; Philodinidae.
AUGUUAUUUUAUACAUAAACAAACUGAUAUUUCAAUAAUUGAUGAAUUAAUUGAUGAAGCAAAAUCAACAAAGCAUUUCUCAAUUGAUACCGAAAAUGAUGCAUUAACACAUAAACCAGCAACAUUACAAGUCGAAUUUAUUCGUCAAACAUUAUCAUCAAUUAUUAUUAUUAUUGAAGUCCAAUACUUACCAUCAGUUAUAACUCCAUUAUUUAAAAAAAUACAACAACUAUGUACAAUAAUAUUUACAUUAAAUAAUCAUAUUUAUUCAUGGGGUUCAGCACUACACGAACUUAAAACAUUAAAUUCAUUUAAUCUAUUUAAAACAAAUAUAAAAACUCGAGAACAUAAUAUACAAGAUGAAUGCAGUGGUGAUCAACAAGCAGCGUUACAAAAAAUUAUUAAAUAUGAAUUUAAUGAAUAUUUAAAUAAAACAGCCACAUUAGCUGAAUGGGCAUGUGGUGUUGAUUUAGCAUUAGGAACUUAUUUACCAUUAGAUGUAGUUGGUCCUGAACGUACAUAUCGACUUAAAGAAGAGAAAAAAUAUCGAUCAAUAUUAAAAGAAUAUGCAAUAAAUGAUGUUUUUGCAGUUACCAAAUUAUCUUAUAAAUUAAAUCGAAUAAAAUUGUUACCAACACAUGAUUAUGAAGAUAUUUCUGACGAUGAAGACAAUACAAAUUUACAACAAGAAUUAUCAAUUGAUAUACCAUCAACAUAUGACGAAUUAAUAGUUAAUGUAACAGAUGAACUAGAAGAAACCAAUGAGAAGGAAACAUCAUAUCAACAACAAGAAGAUAUUGAACCGAUUCGACCAAUCAACAAUGAAUACUAUGAAUCACGUUACAAUGAGUCAUUAUAUGUACGACAUGAAUCUAUUGAACUUCCACCUGAUGAUGAUAUGGAUACACAAUCGAUACCUGACAUUAUGAAGCUUCAUUUUUAUCAUCAACCAAAUCAACGAUAUAUCCAACAACAUCAGGAUGAACAGUCAUCAAAUCAACAGAUGACAGUUCAUGUUACAAGUGAACAAAAUCACGUAAGAAAUUUCCAUCAUUUAGAUACAACAACAACAUUAACCAAAAAACAAAUGCGCAAUCGAAAAACAAAUCUUCGUCAUCGUGCAAAUCGUUAUCGAUUUAAAGUUAUUCGACGAGUUU